Messenger RNA from Lucilia cuprina (Australian sheep blowfly), 736 nucleotides. RefSeq names its product protein alan shepard-like. The record is from RefSeq and is a predicted model, not a curated record. Lineage: Eukaryota; Metazoa; Arthropoda; Insecta; Diptera; Calliphoridae. Gene Ontology annotation, molecular function: mRNA 3'-UTR binding; poly(U) RNA binding; poly(A) binding. Bases 263 to 721 code for a protein of 152 amino acids. Gene Ontology annotation, cellular component: nucleus; cytosol; ribonucleoprotein complex. The transcript is spliced from 2 exons.
UGCUUUAUGUUGUUGUGUAUAAACAAAAAUAACUGUUAAAAAAUGUAUUUGAAUGUGUGCGGCCAAAAAUUUUACUACAAAUUACAAAUUACAACACAAUAUUUAAUUCACAUUUACUACAACUGCUACUACCCUUUCAAAAACAACAAUUACAACAACCACAAUAAACUAAAAACAACAAUAACAGCAACAAGAACAGGAUCCAACAAAUUUGUAUAUUGCUAAUUUGCCAGCAAAUUUCAAAGAGACCGAUCUGGAAGGCAUGUUAUCCAAAUAUGGACAAGUUGUAUCCACUAGAAUUUUACGUGAUGCUCAAAUGAAUUCAAAGGGUGUUGGAUUUGCUCGCAUGGAAAGUCGUGAGAAGUGUGAACAUAUUAUUGCCAUGUUCAAUGGUACAACUAUACCGGGUGCCAAAGAUGCUUUAUUAGUUAAAUUUGCCGAUGGUGGUCCCAAAAAGAAGAAUCUCUUUAAGGCUCCCGAUCAGGGUGCCAGAACGUGGCGUGAUGUCUCGGCCGAGGGUAUUCCCGUUACAUAUGAUCCCACGGCCAUGCAACAGAAUGGUGUUAGUGUUAAUGUUGGCACCCCGAUUGGUGUGCCAUAUUCACGUUUCGGUGCUCCCCAGGUGGGUGGUUAUCCAAUGGCUGGUUCACAAUGGAUUCCUGGUUAUAUGAUGACACAACCGAUCACUCAGGUAGAAGAUCAGGUGAGUUUAAGCGGUUAAGUUUUAUUUUGAAUA